UCUUCCGCCUUCCGAGCCCGCCUUCUCGCCACGCACCUGCGUCAGCGCGAUCUGCGCGUGCGCCGGUGGCGGGGCUCUGGGGAGAAUGGCGGCGUCUUCGAGUGGUGAGAAGGAGAAGGAGCGGCUGGGAGGCGGUUUGGGAGUGGCGGGUGGUAACAGCACACGAGAGCGGCUGCUGUCUGCGCUUGAGGAUUUGGAGGUCCUGUCUAGGGAACUUAUAGAAAUGCUGGCAAUUUCAAGAAACCAAAAGUUGUUACAGGCUGGAGAGGAAAACCAGGUCCUGGAGUUGUUAAUUCACCGAGAUGGGGAAUUUCAAGAACUAAUGAAAUUGGCACUUAAUCAGGGAAAAAUUCAUCAUGAAAUGCAAGUUUUAGAAAAAGAAGUAGAAAAGAGAGACAGUGAUAUUCAGCAGCUACAAAAACAGCUAAAGGAAGCAGAACAAAUACUGGCAACAGCUGUUUACCAAGCAAAGGAGAAACUCAAGUCAAUAGAAAAAGCAAGAAAAGGUGCUAUCUCCUCUGAAGAAAUAAUUAAGUAUGCCCAUAGGAUCAGUGCAAGUAAUGCUGUAUGUGCUCCACUGACCUGGGUUCCAGGGGACCCCCGGAGACCCUACCCAACUGAUUUGGAGAUGAGAAGUGGGUUACUGGGUCAGAUGAACAAUCCUUCCACUAAUGGCGUGAAUGGCCAUUUACCAGGAGAUGCACUUGCAGCGGGAAGAUUGCCAGAUGUCCUUGCUCCACAGUAUCCAUGGCAGUCAAAUGACAUGUCGAUGAAUAUGUUACCACCAAAUCAUAGUAGUGACUUUUUGUUGGAACCUCCUGGGCAUAAUAAAGAAAAUGAAGAUGAUGUAGAGAUUAUGUCAACGGACUCCUCAAGCAGUAGUAGUGAGUCUGAUUGAAAAACCGUAAAAGACAAUAUACAGAAUUGAAUACUGUAGAAUUCUGUUUCUUUAACAGUAGCAGGGAAAUGUAAACUACAGGUGACAAAAAAUAAUCAGGUAAACACUGGCUUUGGUAGAAUUGUGCAGUCAUUAAAAGUCAAAAUGAACUUUCUUUUUAAAGCCAAAGAUUAUAGUUUUAGUUUUAAGCCACUAGUUAGAUAAUUAGGGGAAUAGUCAAAAUUUACUGUUGAAAAAGCAGUUGCUAUGUGCUCUCUUACCCUGUUCUGUUCCAGUUUUGCUGGAUUUGUACAUAGCCAUUCUAGAAAUAGAGUUGAGGGAAAUUAUCCAUAUACAUAUCACUAAUAGGCUUCUUGGAAUUAUUUAGAAAAGCAUUUUUAAACUGGCAGUGGAUGACUGAAUAGGCAUCAUAUUUCUUUUUGUGUGUCAUUUAAAAGUAACAAAAACUCCCAUUUGACAGUAAAGGCUCUUGGCUUCUGUUGGAGGAAUGGGACAUUGUCUCUCAAUUUGUACAGUUUGUAAUUAUUGUAAUUUUUGUAAAUAAAUUUGUUUGUACAUUG
This is a messenger RNA of Pongo pygmaeus (Bornean orangutan), 1458 nucleotides long. RefSeq names its product mediator complex subunit 4 (gene MED4). The record is from RefSeq and is a predicted model, not a curated record. The transcript has 7 exons. Gene Ontology annotation, cellular component: mediator complex; core mediator complex. Lineage: Eukaryota; Metazoa; Chordata; Mammalia; Primates; Hominidae. Gene Ontology annotation, biological process: regulation of transcription by RNA polymerase II. Bases 86 to 898 code for a protein of 270 amino acids. Gene Ontology annotation, molecular function: transcription coregulator activity.